Periconia digitata is the source of this 793-nucleotide messenger RNA. NCBI's taxonomy places the organism in Eukaryota, Fungi, Ascomycota, Dothideomycetes, Pleosporales, Periconiaceae. The record is from the annotation of a GenBank genome assembly.
CCCAUCGAACGACGUACUUAGCAAAGCGGAAAGGAUGUGCGCGAGACAACCCCUCCUCGCCGCUUUGUCUGGGCAGACAAAAGUCUUGGGUACGUUGAUCAACCCGUCAUAACCAUCGUCUGGGGAAGGAAGAGAGGAGGCGGCGUCAUUCUCUGGGCAUCUACCGGGGGGUAAGUGGUUGCGCGUUGCUGCUUGGACUGGGCGCGUGAUACCCCAUACGUUCUUCAUAAUGGGCAUGGAUGGGCUGUGUGGCCUUGUUGCCGAGCCGCCGAGAUGUGUGGCUUUUUUUCGCCGUUGCUGUUGGUGCUGUGCCACCUUCUUAUGGACUGGUAAGAUCAGGGUAGAGAGGUCGAGGUGUGUGUGGCUACAGUAUAUAUAUCUGGACCCCGCUGUCUUGGUACGAGUGUUCUUUCAUCAACAUGGCUUCAAACGUGGCAAAACCACACUUCUUGGAAGUUCCCUCAUUGACAUCUACUCAGAGAACCCCACAACUUCUGUUCCCAUUCCUAACCCUCAACGUUCGUCCGAUGACGACAACCUCAAGGACAUCGCCGGCAACGACAACAUGCGUCUCUCACAGUCCCCCGAGGACACUGCCGAUCGCCGCGAGUCCCGCGAAUGGGACGCGUCCAAAGUUCCUCCCUCACAGUUCCAGCGCCGAAAGGGUAGCAUCUAUUCGACCCCCGGGUCAAGGGAUGGGCAUGUGAAAGGUAGUGACAGGGACCAGGCUUACUGGCAGAAGCUCAAGGAAAAGGUAUGCCCCUCUCCUGUCGUACUUGUACGGGUGCGUUAA